Gracilinanus agilis (Agile Gracile Mouse Opossum) is the source of this 803-nucleotide messenger RNA. RefSeq names its product cytochrome P450 2U1-like. Bases 1 to 630 code for a protein of 209 amino acids. NCBI's taxonomy places the organism in Eukaryota, Metazoa, Chordata, Mammalia, Didelphimorphia, Didelphidae. Gene Ontology annotation, cellular component: intracellular membrane-bounded organelle; cytoplasm. Gene Ontology annotation, molecular function: heme binding; oxidoreductase activity, acting on paired donors, with incorporation or reduction of molecular oxygen, reduced flavin or flavoprotein as one donor, and incorporation of one atom of oxygen; iron ion binding. The record is from RefSeq and is a predicted model, not a curated record. Gene Ontology annotation, biological process: xenobiotic metabolic process. The transcript has a single exon.
AUGUCCACCGCGGUGGGGGCCCAGGUCCCGGGCCCGGAGGGCUCCCCUGGCUCUCCACGGCUGCUCCUGGAGUCGCUCGGCUGUGCGCUGCUGCUGCCGCCUCUGUUGCUGCUGCUGCUGCUGGCGCUGGCCUGGGGGCUUCUGCUUGUCCGCCGGCGCGGGGUGCCCCCGGGUCCCCGGCCUUGGCCACUGGUGGGGAACCUGGGCUUCGUGCUGCUGCCUGCGGCGCUCAAGAGGUGGAGAUGGUCACUGCUGCCGCUGCAGCGCUGCGCCCCCAGGCCCCAGGCCCCCCAGCAGCCCAGCCCGCAGGUGUCCCUGGAGUAUUUGUCCCGCCUGUACGGCCCCAUCUUCAGCUUCUACCUGGGGCCCUACCUGGUGGUGGUCCUCAGCGACUUCCAUAGCGUUCGAGAGGCGCUCGUGCAGCAAGCCGAGGUGUUCAGCGACCGGCCCCGGGUGCCGCUCAUCUCCGUCGUUACUAAAGAGAAGGGUAAGCCCGGGCGUCCCGGGCAAGAGCUGAGGGCGGGGGAGGUGGAAGGAAGGAGCCCUGGACACUGUCCCAAGUGGCAUGCCGUACCACCACAGAUUUGGAGGCAGAGGACCCGGUUGCAAUUCAUACCCUUGUUGCCUUAAGCAGCUCUUUUCGUGCCUCGGUUUCUCCAUAUGAGCCAAGAUGAGCUCAGAAGCCUUUUCUAUGGUCCUGAGCCUGUGUCUCUUGAACACCCAGAAGUAUCGGUGUGGCCCCGAGGAUGGAGAAACUGACUUCAAUGAAGGGUGCUUGCAUAAAAAAAAAAAAAAAAAAAAAA